AUGGAGUCCUUGAACUCGUUAGCUGUGAACAGUCUAAUCCCACAUGCUUUCAACCCCCAACAGGUGCUGAGUGCAACCCAACACUCGUUUGUGCAGGAUGGAGGGAAAGAAUGCUGCAGAGAAAAGAGAACAAUCUGGAGGGCUGACAGGAAGAAAGAGGGAGGCCAGUUCUCAUGGGGAAAGAGCAGAGGGAGAAACUUCAAAACCUCCUCUGUGGUUGAAGGGGACGUGGCCACAGGUUUGAGUAAUGGAUCUCAUGGAGUUGAGCUUCACACUGCUGCAACCGCUCUGCCUGCUAAUCAAGACAUUACAGCCGAUGCUCCUACGUUAUCUCGUCUGUUGGAGAGUGCCACCCCAGUGCAGCAACCUGUCAGUGCUGAUCCCCCUAAGCCCCCCACAGUGGUCCCCCCAGCCCCGGACCACCUCUCUGUGCCCAAAACAGGAGCUGCUGCUGUUGCUGAAGGUUCUGGAGCAGAAGCAGUAAUGGCAGGGUCGUCCACGCCGGCGGAGGUGGAGCGGAAAGAGGCAGAGCUGGUGGAUGAGGACACAGUGGUGUCGGUGUCAUACAUGGCACAUGAACUGGACUUGGAGACAGUGGGAGACAUCAUUGCAAUCAUAGAGGAGAAGGUGGACGAUCCCGUGGAGGCUUUGGACGCAGCCGCGGUGGAGGCGGCUCUCUCUCUCUGUGAGGACCCAGCGGUCGGGGGCCACCCCAUCACCAGCCCUUGGGAGUCACAGACCUUUAAGGCAGCUGAACCAGAGCCCAUCGUCCAGCAAAGUCCUGCCCCAGCGGUCACGCAGAGCUGCCCUGACCCCGCGGGUGUGCAGGGAGAAAUGGAGGUUCUGGUAGAGGAGGCUACAGAAACCGAAGUGGUUGACGAAGUGACAGGGGGCACUGUGGUGCCUGCCGCCCCUGACACAGAGCAGAGCCAGGACUCUGUGGUUAAGAUGGAGGGUGAGAGGCAAGGAGAUGGAGAAGAAGGAAUUGAGGAAACGCAGCAGGAGAACAGAACCCCGAGUCCGACCGUGAAGUGUGAGGGGGAAGACUGGGUUCAGCCAGAGACCGUGAUGCCCUGUCUGGACUCAGAGGAUAGCUCAGCCUCGGCAAAAGACACAAAGGAGGUGAAGGAAGAGGAUGGAGGCAGUGAGGUGGAUGUGGAUGAAGGGAUGGAGAUGAAAGAGUGUGGCGAUGGGGACGGAGAGGGGCCGUAUCUCUCGGAGGUUGAUCCUCCUGCCAGUGAGAGUGAGGAUGGAUACGGCAGUCACUCUCAGCGCUACACUACAGCGGACUCCACCGCCAGCAGCCCUGCCUCAUCACAGUUCUCCAUGUGUAGUGAAGAUCAAGAGGCCUUGCAGGCUCAGAAGAUCUGGAAGAAAGCCAUCAUGCUGGUGUGGCGGGCAGCAGCCAAUCACAGGUAUGCAAGUGUGUUUCUGCAACCUGUGUCUGAUGACAUUGCCCCUGGUUAUCACAGCAUCGUACACAGACCGAUGGACCUAUCAGCCAUCAAAAAGAACAUCGAGUCUGGGCAGAUCCGCACGACGGCGGAGUUCCAGCGUGACAUCAUGCUGAUGUUCCAGAACGCGGUGAUGUAUAACAGCUCGGAUCAUGACGUCUACCACAUGGCCCUGGAGAUGCAGAGGGACGUUCUGGAACAGAUCCAGCAGUUCUUGGCCACUCAGCUGAUCAUGCAAACAUCAGAAUCAGGCAUCAGCACCAAGAGCCUGCGCGGAAGGGAGGCCAACCGCAAACAAGACCCCAAUGAGAAGACCCUGAGUCCUGCACACAAAGACCCUCAUUUAGAGCCAGAACCACCAGCCAGAUGGAAAAGGAACAACUCCAAACAAGACACUUAUGAGAAGGAUGGAGGCACCAGAGGGCGUCGCAGUGCCAUUGAGGCUGAUAUGAAGAUGAAAAAGUGAACUGAGAUGUCUCACUGCAGCUGUUAUGGAAGUGCAAAUAGGCUUUAUUUCCGUUUCUUUAAGACGUUCUGGCUAAGUUUAGUUACUCAAUGCCUCAGUGGUUUGACAGCAAUUCAACAGUCUAAUUACAGAAGGAC
This is a messenger RNA of Sinocyclocheilus grahami, 2057 nucleotides long. RefSeq names its product bromodomain-containing protein 8-like. Bases 1 to 1920 code for a protein of 639 amino acids. Gene Ontology annotation, molecular function: protein binding. Gene Ontology annotation, cellular component: NuA4 histone acetyltransferase complex. NCBI's taxonomy places the organism in Eukaryota, Metazoa, Chordata, Actinopteri, Cypriniformes, Cyprinidae. The transcript has 11 exons. The record is from RefSeq and is a predicted model, not a curated record.